UUUAAACGCUAGGAAGUAUAUGCACUUGUUUAUUCUAUUUCAAUAAAGAAAUCACUGAAAUUUUUUUAAUUCCUAAUUCAAAAACCACAUUUAUGUUAUUGCAGUGGAUUGGCCGAUGGGAACGUAUACUUUGGUGAAGCCAAAGACCGGAUGUCCUCCAGGAUGGAUGGAGGGCUGGCGUCGCCAAGACAGCGAGGAUAAAAAUAAUAAAAAUUGGAUUGCCUACGACCAUCAUUUUUAUGGCAGUUUUGGAAGAGAUUUUAAGUUUUAUUACUGCACAAGGAGUGCUCAUGCUGUCAGUAGUGUAAAGAAAUGGCCGAAAGGAAAUUAUUGUGUAUUAAGACAUGGAGGAUCUUGUCCAUCAGGAUUUCAGUACGGCAGCGUGUUCUGGGAUGACGAAGAUUCCAAAAAUAGCAAUUCGUACGGUGGGAUAUUACCGAGUGGUGUUUAUUUUUGGAACACACGUAUAAAUUAUUGUUGCAGAGAUGAUGGUCAAUUUGGAAAAAGAAUAAAUCUUCCGACAUCUCACCCGUUUUACCUAUUGAGAUUUACCUCCCACUGCCAGCGGGUCAAAGGGAUGUACGUCAGGGAGGAAUUUGCCCGUUUUGAUGACGAAGACAGUGGAAAUAAAAACUCACGCUCUGGAAAAACUCCAAUGGCAGCUGGUGGACGCGACCACCAACUUCUGUACUGUUAUUAUUGGCGAUGAAUAAAAUUAUAUAA
This is a messenger RNA of Magallana angulata, 723 nucleotides long. RefSeq lists its product as uncharacterized. NCBI's taxonomy places the organism in Eukaryota, Metazoa, Mollusca, Bivalvia, Ostreida, Ostreidae. The transcript is spliced from 5 exons. The coding region runs from base 116 to 709 and encodes 197 amino acids. The record is from RefSeq and is a predicted model, not a curated record. Gene Ontology annotation, molecular function: wide pore channel activity. Gene Ontology annotation, cellular component: membrane.